This is a messenger RNA of Diabrotica virgifera virgifera (western corn rootworm), 5485 nucleotides long. RefSeq lists its product as uncharacterized. NCBI's taxonomy places the organism in Eukaryota, Metazoa, Arthropoda, Insecta, Coleoptera, Chrysomelidae. The coding region runs from base 195 to 1340 and encodes 381 amino acids. The record is from RefSeq and is a predicted model, not a curated record. The transcript has 5 exons.
UAGUUGGUUAUCAUUCUAUCCGCCUUGGUAUAAGCACGUAUAAGAGAAUCAUUCUGGACCUGGUUCAAAUAGUGUGCUGUGAUUUCAUUUUAGCUUCUAAUAGCAAGCUGAAGAAGUCGUAGUGGUAUAGACCUAGCAUUCGUAGGUUAGCUCAGUUAUAAUUUUAACUCUAGUGAAUUAGACUAUACAAAAUCAUGAAGCUUCUUGGAAAAGUCCUGGUAAUUUUAUUGAUAGGGUACAGUAACAUGGAGAAUAUUGAUUCUAAUAAAUUUGAUCCACAGAAUAUCGAUUUUGACAGAUUUGACAGGCAUAAAUUUGAUAUUGACAGAUUUGACAUGCCGAAUAUUGAUUUUGGGGAAAUACAUAAAAGAAUCAAUGAUAUACAAGAGAACAAACUAAACAUACCGGAAUUUAAUUUUAAGCCAUAUGAUAUUAAUCAAUUUGAUAUUAACCAAUAUAAGCCAAUAAGUUUAGAUGGUAGCAAUUUUUGGGAGGACGUACCGAAAGAUCCGAAUGCAUAUUUGGAAUACCUUCAAGAGGAAUGUAGCAAUGCUGGACAUCCUGAUAUAUUAAAUAUGAAUAGUGAAAUAUACCGUCAAGCUAAAAUCUGCCUCGGUAGCAGAGCAGAUUAUAUAGAAACGAUCGCGAAACAAUUGAUUGACUCUGGACUCAUUGCUAUCAGCCAAAUUGAUGUCAAAGAAUUCUGUAAGGUGUGGCCCGAAAUUCAUAACUGCAUUAACCCCCUUGUGAGUUCAAUGAAGGAAUGUUUGAACAGUGAUCUAAAAGAGAUUGUUGAUGGUUUACUUAAAUUCAUCGACGAGUCCAAGAGUUUCUUCUGCGUUGAGGACCGUAUAUCGACAUUAGUCAUCAAUGGGUCUGUACAACAAUGUUUCAGCUUAGUCAGCAAAGAUCUUAACGAAUGUCAAAAUAACUUUAAGAACGGAAUAGGACAAUUUAUACAAACUAAGGAGAUAUAUAAGGACGCCGAUACGUAUAAGCUACUGACUGGGAAGAGUUUAGAUGACGCGCGUUGUAGCACCUUCAAGUCUUUCCGCGACUGCAGCGUCUCGAAAUUAACUAAAUGCGAAUCAAAAGAUCCUUCCAAAAUCGUGGAUGACUAUUUAGCACUGAUUGAAGACGACGUCCAUUGUUCCGUGUCUUGGUUUUCACGUACCAAUAUUAAGAUAUUUUAUUAUGCGGCGGUGACAGUUAUUUGUUUAAUUAUUUUGGGUAUAAUAGCAUGUUUUAAGCUAUUAAAGGGUAGGAGUGCUAGAACACAACAGCAACUAUUUGACUCACAUAUGAAAGCUUCUAAUACAGCGUCAUAUACACAUGUCUAAUAAAAAUAAAUUACACAAACUGAAAAGUCUCAGAUGCAGGAUUUACCAUUUAAUAAAAAUUUAAAUAGUUAUUUAAAUCUGAAACUUUUCUUGUUGAAAUUUAUUUCUGGUAUAUACUUAAUCUGCCACUUUUACAAUUUAUAAGACCGCAGACGACGAACAUAGAAAACAAAAAGGACUCUAAUAUAUCCAGUCAUAUUCCGUUUUCAUUCGUCAAGGAAAAGGACAGAAAGAAACUUCCUAGUACUCAAAUCUGAGUAAAAAUAAAAGUAAAAGAUGGUUUUGCUUGGCUUCGAUUCAGAGGGAUGCACAAUCGCCGGACAGCUUGAAAUUUCCCUUAAAUAGAUGGACUAGGUGGUUUUCGAUUUAAAAAUGUGCACGCUAGCGCUGCUGAGGAAGCCUGCAAUGACAGAAACAGCUGUUCAGCGAUUGUACAUCCCUCUGAAUCGAAGGCAAGCAAAACCAUAUUUUAAAAAUAUAUUAAUAAAUUCCAAUUUCUCCAUUUACUACGAAAAAAGUAAACAGAGACAAACUCAUUAUAACAUGGAUAAAAAUUGUAAUAGAAAAAAAGCUACAUUCCCAGUGUAGGGCAGUCAAUGAGUGUAUUUGACUCCGAAUUCCAUCCUAUUACAUCGAUUUACUUGAUAUUUUCACAGUAAGUAGGGAGUAGCUCAAGAAACAAAGUCAACUUUAUGCCGAUGUGUGCUUUUAUCUUGGGGGUAAUUCCCACCCCUGCUUGUGGGUGAAAAAUGUGUUAUGGGCCAUUCCACGAACAUACGCCUGUUUUGGAUUACUUCGACAACGAAUAUUUUACUGUGCAAAAUAAGAAGAACGAAAGUAAAUUGCAAAUUACAUUGUUGUUUAUUGGAAUAAUUAUUAGCGCCAUUUACUUUCGUACUUCUUAUGUUGUACAGUAAAAUAUUCGUUGUCGAAGUAAUCCAAAGCAGGCGUAUGCUCGUGGAAUGGCCCAUAGUUAAAAUAGCCACGGAAGAGGAGAUAUAGAACCUAAUUUUAAGCAGAAACUGUUCUAUAAUUAUUUUUUGAGAACUCAAUAUUUUUUGAGUUAUUCGUUGUUGAAAAUUGGCCAUUUUCAUUGAAAAGUGAAACCUUUUCAGACGGAUUUUUGCGAAUACCUUAAAAACUAUGCAUCUAACAAAAAACUAUAUAAAAAAUUUUUGUAGGUUACAAAAAAAAACAAAGAGGUUCGUUCGUUCAUAAAUCUUUGUUUUUUUGCUGCAUGCUCAAAUCGGUGUAUUCAACUUGAAAUAACAGAGAAACGGUCGAUUUUAGGUGUAUAAUGAUACAAAAAACUUUUUUGUAGCGCUUGAAAAUACCUUUAAAAUGAGUAAUACUAAAUGUCGAUUACAUUCAAACUAAGCGAGAUAUUCUGCGAAACAGUUGAUGACUAAUGUAUUUUAAGAAGGAAUGAGAAGUAUAUUUAACCCCUCAUGCAUCAGAAUUUAAAUACAUCGUUUUCCUUCUACAAUACUUUUUAUUAUAGUGUUAUUUCUAUGUUCAAAAAGUUGGACUGGUUUGAAAUGAAUUGUUUAAAAAAAAAAUAAAAUAAAAUUAUAGAGCGCAUUUUUAAAUUGUCUUAAAAAUCUUAUUUUUCUGCAUGUAACUCGAAAAUAAUAAGAGAUACGAAAAAAGAUACCGCACAAAAAUGUAGGAUUUUUUCAGAUAAAAAUUUCCUUUUUAUUUUUCAUUACUGUAUCUCUUAUCAUUUUCAAGUUACAUGGAGAAAAAAGAUUUUUAUGAAAAUUUAAAAAUGCGCUCUAUAAUUUGAUCUUUUUUUUUCAAAAAACCAUCCAGUUUAAACACGUCCAACUUUUUGAAUAGAAAUAACACUGUAAUAAAAGGUAUUGUAGAAGGAAAACGAUGCAUUUACAUUUUGGUGGAUGGGGGUUAAAAUUACUUCUCAUUUUUUCUUAAAACACAAUAGUUAUCAAUUUUGUUUGCAGCAUAGCUCGCUUAGUUUUAAUGUAAUGGACCUUUAAUAUAGCUUAUUCUAAAGGUCUUUUCAAGUACUACAAAAGAUAUUGGUAGCAUUAUACUCCUAAAAUCGACCGUUUCUCUGUUAUUUCAAGUUGAAUAGACCAAUUUGGGAAUAUACCAAAAAACAAACUAUUUUCACCUACCAUAUCUCUUUUUGUAUUAUAACUAGAAGAUGUAUGAAGGCAAGUGUCUCUUUGUUUAUUUAUAACCUACAAAAAUGUUAUUUUAUAGUUUUUUUAGUCAGAUGCAUAGUUUUUAAGGUAUUCGCAAAAAACCGUUCGAAAAGGUAUUAUGUUUCAAUGAAAAUGGCCAAUUUUCAACCACGAAUAACUCAAAAAGUAUUGAGUUUAAAAAAAAAUAGAACAGUGUUUGCUUAGAAUUAGGUUCUCUAGCUAAUUUCGUGGUUAUUUUAACCAGAAAAUUUUCCACCCCUCAAAAGGGGUGGGAACCACCCCCAAGAUAAAAGCACACAUCGGCGUAGGGUAGACUUUGAAUUAGGAGACAAGUAGAGGCUAGGCCCAAAAUUUCAUUAAAAUCCAUGCAGUAGGAUAGAAUUCGGAGGUAAUACAUAAUUAUCCUUGCUCCCAUUGACUGGCGUAGUGAUCAAUCCUCAAGAGGAAACAGUAGCGAUCAACAGGUAGCAAAAACGCGUUCCAAGAUUGCGGCUGUAAUUUUGAAUAUUUUUUCGAGAUAUUUGGCAUACGUAUUCGUAAUAUAAUAGAGAAUGGCGUUUUAAAGAGCCCAAUUUGAAAAAUAUAUUAAUAUAUGGAAAUUACUCUGUAAUUAAAUACAAUAUUAAAAAAACGAGCCUGUACCGCCAUUAAGAAGAACAAAAAAAUAAGUUUCUUCAAAUAAACUUUUUUAUCCGAUGCCUAGAUUUUGUGUCAUUUUGGAACUACUAAAAUUUUUUAUUUCAUUAGUAGUUCCAAAAUCACACAAAAUAUAGCAUCGGAUAAAAAAGGUUAUUUGAAGAAAUUUUAUUUUUUUUCUUCAUAAUGGCAGUACAGGCUCGUUUUUUUAAUAUUGUAUUUAAUUACCGAGUAAUUUCCACAUAUUAACAUAUUUUUCAAAUUGGGCUCUGUACCGCUAUUCUUUAUUAUAUUACGAAUACGUGUGCCAAAUAUCUCGAGAAAAUAUUCAAAAUUACAGCCGCAAUCUUGGAACGCCUUUUCGCUACCUGUUGAUCGCUACUGUUUCCUCUUAAAUUCAUUAAGUAGGAUAGAAAAUAUUAAGUAGUUAUCGGAAAAUAUAUUGUAAAAUAAAUGAGCAAAAUUGGUGUAGGUCGCUGAUAUUAUUCGCUGAUAUAAGCUUUGAAGGCCCCGUAGUCAUAUAACUCCAAGAAAAAAAAAGCUAUAUUCUUGGUUAUACAAGAAUUUAACCACUACCAAAACAAAAUUGCAUUUUAUUUUAGUUUGACCACACCACCUAGUGCUCCUGAGUAGAUUUGAUAUUAACCCUUAACCUGUCAUAAUGUCAUACCUUGCCGAAAAUAUAUUUUGUUGUAUAACCUCUUUUAUAAAAGAUUUCUAGAACACCAUCUGUGUACCUUCAAGUGGUGUGUAAUUGUACCUGCUCUCAACUGCUGCAGUUUUAGUAUGGUUUAGUCGUUGAGCUACGUUGACGUAAAGUUUUCUUGUGGUAUCACGUACCUCAUGUCAGUGUUUACGUUUCUAUAAUUAAAAGCAGUAAAGUGUAUUCUUUCGCUAUUAUUAUGGCAGCAAAUUCAUCCAGUUGUCCUAUCUUCAAGUAGAAAGCACUAUUUUACUAUGUUUGAGUUACCAAUACUCAAGUUUUUUUUGGAAUUCAGGUUAUAAAGGUUUUGGUAAGAACCUCCACCAUUUUUUUAAUAAAUGCAUGCGUUCAUAAUUUUCUUGAAAAAGUAAAGUUUAGUUUAUUUGGAGCAGUAUUUUAUUCUACAGCAGUCAAAAGAAUCAUUCCGCAAUUGAUGUAAAGAAACAAAUACAGUGACAUAAGACAAAUUCUUAUUGAAAACAAAGGAUAAUAGGCAACGGUAUGACAUACUAUAUGUCUGAGUCUACCUCCUAAAACAUCCAUGUCGGUAGUUAGGGGUUAACCGCAUUUGUUUUUUUCUGUAAAAAUUUAAAAGUAGUUGUAAACAAAAUAAAUUCCAAUAAAAGCUAGUACAAAAA